AUGUUGGCUAAUAAGUUCGUGGUAAUAAUGGGUGCUACGGGCAUGGGUAAGACGAAGCUAUCAAUUGAUGUGGCCUGCAAGGUAAUUGGUGGUGAGGUGAUCAAUGCCGACAAGAUGCAAAUUUAUGCCGAACUUGAUAUUACCACCAAUAAGGUGAGUAUGCAUGAUCGAUGUGGUAUUCCUCAUCACCUUAUUAUUGGAGUCGUUCCUGCCACUACUCAUGACUUCAUUGUAAGGCGUAAUCUCAUGCCAGUCGUUGUAGGUGGACCCAACUCACUCAUACAUAGACUCCUUGUUGAUUACUUUGAUUCCUCACUUGCUAAUCCUUUGUUCUUGCCAAUUAUUGGCCAUCCUUGUGAUUUCAAUGCUAGCUGCUUCCUUUGGAUCCAUGCUAAUGAAUUGGUUCUCAAUGAAUAUCUCAAUCACCGUGUUGACGACAUGGUGGAUGUUGAUUUGGUCAAGGAGCUGAAGGAUUAUUUUGAUGCAUCUAGCAAUUAUGGGUGCGAUUGCUGCUCUAGUCACUACCAUGAGAUAGCACAAGAGAAUGUUCACUUUGACUUGGUUGAGGCUGCUGAAGCUGCUGCCCAAGCUGCUAUCCAGCCUGCUACUGGCCAGGCUGCUGCCGCUGCUGUUGGCCAGGCUGCUGGCGCUGUUGGUGGCCAGGUUGGUGGUGCUGCUGGGCAGCAGCCAAGGCUUGCAAUGAGAUGGACCAAUGUGAUGUCUGCAUUUGUGCUUCGCCGCUUCUGCCAGCUGAUCUCCACUGGUGUGAAAACUGACAAAGGGUUUAAGGAAGUGCACUUGAACCAAGUUGCCAAGGCUGUGCAUGAGUUCUCAGGCAAUGAGGACAACUUCAUGAUCACUUUGAAGGAUGACCACUACAAGGGGCAUAUCAAGGCACACCCAAAGGAUGCUAAUCUGUUGAACAAGCCAAUAGAGAACUACCAGCAGAUGUAG
Molecule: messenger RNA, 954 nt
Organism: Setaria italica (foxtail millet)
Lineage: Eukaryota; Viridiplantae; Streptophyta; Magnoliopsida; Poales; Poaceae
Product: tRNA dimethylallyltransferase-like
Biological process (GO): tRNA modification; cytokinin biosynthetic process
Cellular component (GO): mitochondrion
Molecular function (GO): tRNA dimethylallyltransferase activity
Source: RefSeq, a predicted model, not a curated record